Spirometra erinaceieuropaei is the source of this 9479-nucleotide messenger RNA. The record is from the annotation of a GenBank genome assembly. Lineage: Eukaryota; Metazoa; Platyhelminthes; Cestoda; Diphyllobothriidea; Diphyllobothriidae.
AUGAGACCCAAAGACCCGAUACCGGCAACGGAACAAUCAGCAGUGGUCUACAGCAUACCGUGCCAAAAUUGCAAUGCACGGUAUGUUGGUGAAACGGGGAAACGCCUCUGCACAAGACUGCAUGAGCACCAGCUUGCAGUCAACCGCGAGGAUAGACUGUCACUGGUAUAUGGCCAAAUGCAACAGGAGAAACAUAGUUUCGCCUUUGGUGAAGCAAGUGUCCUCGGUCGAGCCCAUGACAAGAUGGCUAGGCUGGUGCUCGAAAACUGGUCCUCAGUUGGCACAAUCAACAGGGCUAUUGAUCUUCAUCCGGCCUACCAGGCGCUGCGUACAAGGCUCCAGUCAGUCCAGACGGGGCCAACAGUAUUGGCGGGCGAGUCGCGGCUCCGCCAACAGUUGUUACCUUCACAGCAGGGGGAAGGAGCCAGCCGGAGGUCACACGACCGACGCGAGACAUCGCCCCACCGGCGCGCCCAGACAGCCGAGCGUGAUUCGCGCAUGCAACGGCAGCUGAUCAGUCCAUCCGAUUAUGAGGUGAGGGCCCAUGGGCACACAGGAUUUGCAGCAAUUACGACAGCCGGUCAGGGGGCAGAGGUCACAGGAGCGCGCCAUUGGCCGCCCGCGGAGGAACCAACGCCAAUCCCCAGCCAGAAGGCAGGUCAGAGUUCGUGCGUCAGGCAUGCCUAUAACACAAGACAGGCGGCGAGGCAGAAAAACUUCGAGCAAACAGGAACAGACACCCCACCACUCUGAUGAUGUAAACGAGGAAGUUUCCGAAACGUCAGCACCAAUAUAUAUAUCGAUAUGCGUAAAGAUUCGAGGUCCAGACAUUGUAUCGCGUUCAUCAUCUCCCGAAGAAGACGAAGAAGAAGGGAGGGCGAAUUCAUGGACCAUAUUGUAUUCGAACUGACGUUUCGGAAACUUCCUCGUUUCCAUCAUCAGAGUAGCGUAGUUGUUGCACUUGCCGAUCUUGAAUUGUUCAGUCUUGCCGCUUGCCUCGUAUUAUAGCCGUGCUGGACGCACGAACUUUGACCUGCCUGUUUGCCGCUGACUGGCUUAGACCUCCCCGGGGCUGACCGCUGACAGGCCUGCUUGACCUUUGUUCCCUUUGGGGUCGGCGUAAUUGUAGUCAGAUCAACGUGCCGGUUGGCCUCUCCCACGCCAGCCGUUGGACUGAUCGGUCGUUGCUGUUCAGUGGAGCAGCAUUCAGCUUCGCGGGCGCAUCGGUGAGGCAGUGUUCGGCUUUGGUCACAUGACCUCUGGCCCCCAAUUCCGCUCUUUUCCAUGAGCGUUGACUCUCGGUCCCGCGUGCUCGCUUGCCUUACUGGUCCUGUCCGGACUGAUCCGAGCCUUGUACGCAGCGCCUGAUAGGCGGGAUGUAGAUCUAUAGCUCGGUUGAGUGCACCAGCCGAGGACCAACUUUCGAGCACCAGUCUGGCCAUCUUCUCAUUGGCUCUGCCAAUUACCCUCGCCUUCUCAAAGGCAAAAUCAUGGUUCAGUCCUCUUAUGUGGCCAUAGACCAAAGACAGCUUGUCCUUGCGGUUGAUUGCAAGUUGGUGUUCGUGCAAUCUUGUACCGAGGCGUUUGCCCGUUUCACCAACAUACCUCGCAUUGCAAUUUAGGCAUGGUAUGCUGUAGACCACCUCCGACUGUUCUGUUGUUGGUAGCGGAUCUUUGGGCUUCAUGAUUUGCUGUCUGAUGGUGCAUUCUGGUUUAUGAGCCACGCCAAUCCCAAAAGGUUUCAGGAUUCUUGCCGUUGCCUCUGAUACGUCCUUCACAUAGGGUAUUGAGAGCCAGAACUUGGGCCUUUCUCCAAUCGACCGCUCAAAAUGAGGCUUUUUGAGGCAAUUGCGUAUGAAGGACUUCGGGUAGCCGUUGGCUUUAAAAAGGGCCUGUAAGUAAUUCAUCUCCUCCUUCCUCCCACUGUCGUCGCUACAGUGUGUUUGAACGCGUUGAANGGCGUUCUUAGGGAAAAGGUACUUUAUUGCGUGAAUUUUCUACGCCGGUUCCCCAGGCCGUCGUCAGAAGCAGACUGAGAUUAAAUGUGUCGGCAACAGUUAAUAUCUGACAGUGUACAUAAAAAAUCGAUAAUCUUUCGCGUUAGCGCCCGUGGGCGGCCGCUAUUUGCGUCAUUUCGUCCGAAUUGGCUCUCGUCUCUUCCAUUUCUCCUGGAGACUUUUGUACGCGGCGUCCAACUCGAUAUGACGGUUGAUGCAAGCAAUAAAGUACAUUUUCCCAAAGAACGCCCCUUCCUUCAACUUAUAUUUCAUGCGAUGCCUACCUUCCAAUACAUAAUAUAUACAUAUAUAUUCAAUCAGGAAUGGGCGCACACCGGUCUGUUGUCUUCACGAAGCAAACAAGCGCCGUAUGAGUUACAUUCUCUAUCUUUCCUUCUCGCUGCUAUUAUGACUUGGUGGACUUCAUCCUGGUAGUUGGUUGCCUGUUCGUGACCGUUGCCAACCAUACGGAGCUUUUUUGCUUCGGGAAGCCAAUAGAUCAGUGUGUGCCCAAUCCUUAUCGAAUAAAUACCUGAUCUACAGCGACGGAGAAUGACAGGUUUCGAGGCACCGAUGAACUUCGGUCCAAUGAAGUGCUUAAAACCCAUCUGGUUGACCCCAGUAAUGGACCAACUGCGUCAGGUGUGCCUGUGCGCAUGUUUGUGUUUCUGGUACCAACUGCUGGUCAGGGUUAUGAUUGGCUGAAUGAAAGCAAAAUAAGCCCAAAACAGUACUGUAUCAAUCUACCCGCAUUCUCUGUCCUCCGUCUUCGAUGCUAUUUAUAUGUAUAUAUGUGUAUAUAAUAGUUGAGAAUGGCUCAUUGAUCAUUUUUACGGAAUUCACUCGUUCCGUUGUGCCUUAGUGCUCUCUCUCCAGCCAAACCAGCAGCCGCACAAUGGCGCAUGAUAUAGGCAGGUGUUCCACACUUCGGGGUUAGAUAUUACUGGCCGACGGCGUUUGUUGAGUCAUAAAUGGCCAUUCCAGUCUCCCUUGUCGUUGACGGUCAUGCUGCUCUACCUAUAUCAUGCUCCGUUGUGCGGAUGUUGGUUUUGCUCGAGAGAGCGAGAGCCCUAAGGCACAACGAGACGAGAGAGUUCCGUAAAAUCCAUCGGUGAGUGCCCCUCUACCAUUAUAUAUAUAUAUAUAUCCCUCCUAAUUUGGAAAUCGGCAUGAACAUUUUAACCGACUUUCCCUAAGAGGUGUUUUCAACAGCUGAAUAUUGCUAUGAGUAAAUGUGAAAAACAUCGGACACUUAUACGUCAUUAAGUUUAUAAGAUCAUCUCGACUGUUUCACAACUGCCUUUGCAGUUGCUUACAGCUUAGAAUGAAACUUAACCUUUUAUCCCGCCCCGGAGCUAUUCUGGCCUGGUCCCUACUGCUAACCUGCAGGCAGUGAAUUCAGUGGUACAACCAGCAUACAUUUUACCCUAGUACUCGAGUUCAUAUCACUUCUUCUAUACGAGCGAAAGCCCAUUUUAUUUGCAAGAAACACCCGGGCUUCACAUUGAAUGGAAUAACUGUAAUCUAAGGUAGUGAAACUUUAAAUUCUAUCCAGACAGGCAACCAAGCAUGUUUUCGAAUACGAUUGGGAAAUGUUCCCUUCAAGCCAAAGACACCUUUUGCCCCAUACCACUGUCCAACUACUUUGCUGUCUUUUUCUGUCUACUGUGUGGUGCAAGAGAGUAGAGAGUACUGGCAGGUUUUCCGUCUUUUUCGGAGGACAAGAGUAAUAUCAACAGGGGCCAAAGACAUGACAACUGUUUAUUGAGGUGGGAUGCGUUUGGGGUAGCGUCAAACUCGGCAUUUCGAUCCGACAGGAGCGGUGGGGUAGAGCCCGUUACUUGGGGGUGAAUCAUCAUCAGCUGGGACAGCGAGGGUAACGUCUACCAGCUUUCUCCGUAUUUUUCCUCAAGCCGGUAAAUUCUGUUGCGGACGGACAUGGCGGCGCUAAUGGUGACGGUUUGGUGCCAGUGGCGAAGGUGAAGGUGGUGGUGGUGGUGGUGGUGCUUUAGCGCAGCUGGCAACCGAACCUGCGUUUAAGGAACCGUUCCGGAACGAUUGCAGACUGAGCGCGAAAAGGUACUCCGCGUGUCAAGUGUACGUUGGCAACAGUUGGUUUUUUGCACCGCCAAAUUUGCCGAGACGCGUAUAGGCGAGAAGUAAGGACAAUUCCACCGGAUAGCAGAGUCUGGUUCCAUUGGUCGAAGGUGGUCUGUUUAAUCAUUUAGUUUGAACAAACGUUAAAGUGCACAUGCAACGUAGAUUCAUAACUGGCUACUCCAUCAGCGCUGGGCGAGGAAGUGCGGACGUUAUAUGAGUGCCGAUCUGACAACGCAUUUCCUUCCGACAGAAGCUGCAGAGUCGAACAUCGAAGUUCUUCAAAUAUUUUGGCCGUCCAUUAGACGCAAGCGCGUGUGCGCCAUAGAGGCUAUCUGUCUUUUGUUGAAUUACGUUAAAGUGGAAUAACUGUAUGUAGUUUAUUAGAUAUGCGAGUUCCAGCCUGCAAAUUCAAAUGAAUUUCCGUGGUCAGGAUUGGCAAUCGACCAAUCGUAAUUAGUUCCAAAGAUUUUUACUCAUUAAUUUGCAUCGCACGUCACUUAGCUAUGACAGACGCAUUUUGCCGGAAAAUAGGAGUAGGAAGCUAGUGAAUCAUUCUAUGAAGAUAUAUUUAUGUGAACAAUUAGAUACCUCGAGAAAUCCACUCAGAACUAGGUCAAGUUCUUUGGGAACGAGUCAAUGCGUAUCCUGCUGAUUUGCUAAAAUCUUUUCUCGAAGAACUUUAGAUUUCCCAGUAUGUGCAUAUAUGUAAACGACGACAUAGAUAAUUAAGUAUACAUGAAAUUACGGAACGAUUUUCUGCAAUCGGAGACCAGCCCACACGCAUGGCACGGAACUUUCCAUUAAUAGUGAGCGCUCUUCAGUCAAAUGAGAACAUAUAAGGUGUACUGAAAGUAAUACUGCAUUGUCCAAAUACAAUAAGUUUAUUUAAAAAGUGGAAAUGUGGACACCAUGACAGUUUGCAUCAAAUGAGUUGACUUAAUUAAAGGAAUUAUAUAAUGGAUGUACAUAUGAUAGAUCGAUCAAGUAAGACUUAAUAUGCGAAACGGAGUUUAAAUGAACCCCUUUGAUGAUAGUUCUCAGCAUUAGGGCUGUAACAGGUUACUCAAGUGCCUCACACUUGAUUAUGUGCUUUAAAAGGGUUUUGAGACAACUUUAUGCGGUGUGAGGCCAAGAAAAAAACGUUUACAUAAGGUUACAUAUUCAGAGGUCCGUUGUUGACUCAGAUAUUGGAAUAUAAUUUGCAUGCGCAGUCUUAACCGCGCCGUAUUUUUUGCUUUAAAAAACAUUUUCCCUGUUUCUGGCAACAGUAGAGUCCCUUGAAUCGCAUGGCAUCUUCAAAAUAUCAGAGCUUUUAAACGUGUGCCAGAAAUGGUAGCUUCUGUUACCUAUAGAUAUCAGAAUAUUCUAAGUAAUACAGAUGCUGAGGACUUUGGCUAUGUUAUUUUUAUGCCCAUGAAGGGUUGGGUCGUAUUUGAAAAUCAAUUGGACACGAAUUCUAAGUGCCAAUGGAAAAAGAUGUUCACAAAAAAUUCUUCGAUUGUUAGGUUGUUGAGUAUUUUUUUAAUGUGCUACCUCACAACGUGCCUUAUUAGUAUAUUUUGACCAUGUGAAUCUUUUUUAAGACAAAGUCAAAGAAAACAGCAGGACAUUUCUUCCGGUUCCAAAAAAUGCUUGUCACUUUUCAAACGGGGAUGGACAUUCCCCUUUCCAUUUAUGUGGAAACAGUUUUCGUUCUUGUAAGCGGACUACAGAGUGGCCAUGUAUGUAUCGAGGUAGACCUCAGCCAGUUAGGUCUGCCCUUGAUCAAUUUCCGAGUUUCAGAUUAGCCGAUACUAAGCCUCACAAAGACGCAUUUGUCAUAUUCUUAGAAAUUGAAAUUGGGACUUGGGUGUAGGUCUUUUUGCUCUUACUCAUUGAAUUAUUGCAUAUACACGGAAAGCACAUGUGUGCUAUGGCAGGAGGUUGCGCCCACAUGUUUCUACUGUUUUUUGGGACAUAAAAUUCCAUAGCAGUAAAAUUUAGAAUUUCUGAAGAAGAAAUAACGUCUGCCUUUCUGCAUACAGCGUGGGCCAGUGCAUCUUUACCUAUUUUACGCUGAAUGAAAAAUCCACUUUUAUGUCGACAGUGGUAAUUUCGGUAAAUGUUUCUUGAUCUGAUUCAUGUUCUUUAUUAGAUAAAAAUACAGUUACUUAUAGAUGUGAUCUAGGACAGUUACUAGCAUCUAUACUUGUCUAAGUGUGCACAACAUCCAUUUUGGCUCAAAAACUGAAAAGCAAUUCGUCGUCAAAAUAACCUACACACAUUUCCUAAAUGAUUAAAAGGCACUUCCAGUAUGCUUUCAGUCAAUAAAAGAAGUGUGUAUCGCUCGAGGUGUUACAGAACUGCUCAUCCACAUUUUGGGCAUCGCGCUGAAUGAUUGUUUCCAAAAUAAAGUCCUGUAAUUUGUUGGAAAGACCCUUCUAGUUGCAUUCCCUAAAGUGCGCAGAAAUAUAAGUUUUUACAAGGUCACUAUUUAUUGGCCUAUCUUGGACUAACAGUCGCAAGGCCGUUAGCGGAUUCAAUCAGAAGGUAGUAUUUUUUCGGCGUCUUAGCAGUAUUCACAUUUUAAAAAAUGGUUGCUUUCUUACGAACGAUGGAGUAGAUUGGGCUUUAACCCUCGUCGAAAUGUCAGCGAAGGUUUUGUGAUUUUUCAAUAUCCUCAGUCGACUGUGUAAAAGGAUGAUUCCGGUGGUCUUCAGUCACCAAUCCUUCUAAAAAGACAUUUCUUGAAAAAUAUGUCUACACAGAAUUUUAAUUCGCUAUGCUUCUGCAGAAUACGGUUGAAGUGGUAGUAAGGGUCUCACGUAUAUGUAGAAUAUAAUCACCACAGUAAACAGUUGUCCAUAGCAUAGAUAUGCGAUGAAAACUAUCCCACUUAAAUGAAAAACGCUUAUAAGAUUUUCCCUGUAUAAAGCGUUUUUCUAAGAUGCUUUUCAGUUAAAUGUUCAAAUAACUCAUCCCCUUUCGAUACAAAGUCGAUAGGCCAUUGAAAUAUUUUGCUCGUAUUCUUCGUUUCUGCUUUAAACGAAAAAACUCUUCCAUCUUCAGCUCGGCAGCCUUUUCGUAUUUUUGUCUGAUCCUUCGCCGCCAAAAUACUGAAAACAGUCUCAAACGGCUGAUUUGGUGUCUUGUCUGUUCAUAAAUUACACAGUAGACAAGAGCAAGUUGCAAGCAAAGUGCACUGCAUUAUAUUUUAAUUUUUACAUUGCCUUCUACGGGUGGCUCAUUUGCGGUUGUCUGUGCCACAUUUACGUAUGGAAACUGCGGGCUUGGUUAAGCAAGUGGUUUCAUUUCAUAUGUUUGCUGACUUUUGCGGGUUAGCAAUAUAAACACUAAAAAUCAGUAUUUAUGAGAAUAAUGAAAAUUCCCUUCUUGCUAAAGAUGACAUAUUUACCUAAAUCUCGCCUCAUUUUAUUUACUUUGACAGAAGAAUGAAGCUUUUCUCUAGCGGAAUUUGUUUCGUUGAAUAAUUGUCGUUCAAGUUGAUAUCUGCACUAGAGGAACGCAGGUAACUGAGUAGAUAUGUUAUAGUACGGUUCGUAACAUAAAGAAGUCAAACUAUAAAGUAAGGCUAAUUUCUGUUAAAACCACUGUGCAUGUCAUUAAAAACCGUCUCAGAAAUUUAUUACGUCUGGGAAGAAACACUUUUGCUUUAAACGCAAAGCUAAAUGGCAAAAGCUUCAGUGAGCUACCGGGAACUGGUAAUCCGGAUCUCGAUCAUUAUAUCCCAUCACUCUCAUUGCUUAAUCUAUCACGCCACGGCAGUUCGACUGUUGAGAACGACAACCACCGUGUGAUCCACAGCAUUGUGGGAUCACGACGGUGGUUUGUGCGUUAAUUAAUUUACAGCUGUAGCAGACUUUCGCGGCAUCUACUGCACUCUCUUCUCCCUCGACCUCCUGGGCCAGGUGACUAGACAGAGGCACAACGACCGUAAGCGGACUCAAGCGCGGUGGUUAACAAAAGGGAACAACUCGGCUACGCGUACAAUACACGCCUGGUCAGCAUAGGAUGGGCGUGGGUUGGAAUUGGAAUGCUAUAGAGGCCACAUUGAGAGGGAGCCACUAAAGCUGGGUUUCCUAUCCUGGGAGUAUCGCGUUAAUUGGUUAGUUGGCAGUCACCGAAGCCACGCAUUUUAGUGCGUAGUGAUAGUUUCAAAGCGCGUUUCAAAGUGCUGUGGGAAUGAAAGUCCCCAAGUGAACCUCAUCCACUCAGUCUUCUCCCGUGCACUAGCCCGCUGUCUGAGCCGGUCAGCCAUUUGAUGCUGGGAUUGAGUGCAAUUAGCUGGCGUGGCGUGCACCCGCGUCUAGGCGUCGCAUUUGUUAAGGGAUGCGCGAUCCUGUACAGCCUUACUAACGCGUACCGUGCCCCACUUCGGUUCCCGUGUUGUUCCAGCGCAUCAGUCGCGUGGCCUGUUGUCCCAGAAACCAGAGGUUUGCAACUACUAUUUAUGCAUAGAUGGACGAGUCUGCUCAGUGGCCUGAUCGGUGAUCGACCCAACCACCAUUUACAAACGUAACGUGUACGCAUACAAAUGAUGGAUAUUCUGCGAUAAACAAGGCUGGGUGACGAGGCACUAGUGGAGUUCGCUUCGAUGAACGGUUUGUAAUGCAUUUGAUGGACACUGACUGAUUCAUCUGUAUUGUGCGCGUAGGCGUGUAUGUGGUUCUGAUCCCAGAUGGUGGUCAGGGUAUAAGGGGGUGAAUGAUGUCCGGAUCGGACGGGGCCCCUGAUGAGAUCUAAAAGCACGGUGGCCCCCAACUGAUGAAACACAUGAUGGCGCUCUUUCAGGAGAUGUGGCAUCAAGGAAAAGUUCCUCACGACUUCAAGGACGCCACAAUCGUCCACCCAUACAAGCGGAAACGGAACUGGGUGGGGCGAGGUGGGCUGGUGGAAUAACUUCUGCGGUAAUUUAUAGCGGUUCAUCUUGCAAGUUCAUAUCAUCGAAUCCUCGCGCCCACCCUCUCCGGUCUCAUGUCCUCUGCCAUGCUAACGGACGUCUACCGUUACGAACGCCCUGAGAUCCUCAUCGCCUACAGGACGGACGGCCAACUCCUCAACCACCGGCGGAUGCUCUUACAGUCGCGUGUAUCCACAACCACCGUCCACAAACUUCUCUUCGUCGACGACUGCGUCCUGAACACCACCUCUGAAGGGGACAUGCAAAGGAGCAUGAAUCUCUUCGCCGCCGCCUGCGACGGCUGCGGCCUGAUCAUCAACACGGAGAAGACUGUGGUUAUGCAUCAAGCGCCACUCGACGAUAACUACCUCGCACACCAAAUCAACGCGAACGGCGCCCAAUUGCAAGGCGUAAACGACAUCACCUACUUUGGCACCACCUUUUCUCGCAACAGUAGAAACAGAGAUGAAGUGGCCCGCUGA